UGCUUGUGUUCCCUCUGUUGCUGUGUCUCUCUCUGUCAAAUAAAUAAAUAAAAAAUUAAAAAAAAAAACAAGGGAUACAAACAUAGUGAUCUGAAAGGACACCUGCACCCCAAUGUUUAUAGUAGCAAUGUCCACAAUAGCCAAACUAUGGAAAUAGCCCAAGUGUCCAUAGACUGAUGAAUGGAUAAAGAUGUGUGUAUACACACACACACACACACACACACUCUGGAACGUUGCUCAGCCAUCAAAAAUGAAAUCGUGCCAUUUGCAGCAACGUGGUUGGAACUAGGUGGUAUUUUCGCUAAGCGAAAUAAGUCAGAGAAAGACAAUUACAUGAUUGCACUCAUGGAAUUUAAGAAACAAAACAGAUGAACAUAGGGGAAGGAAAGGAAAAAUAAGAUAAAAACAGGGAAGCAAACCCUAAGAGACUCUUUCUUUAAUUAUUUUAUUUUAAAAUUUUUUUGAAGAUUUUAUUUAUUUGACAGCACAAGCAGGUGGAGCAGCAGGCCGAGGGAGAAGCAGACUCCCCACUGAGCAGGGAGCCCGAUGCGGGACUCGAUCCCAGGACUCUGGAAUCAUGACCUGAGCUGAAGGCAGACGCUUCAGUAACUGAACCACCCGGUGCCCCCCAUAAGAGACCCUUAACUCUAGGGAACAAACGGUUGCUGGGGGGGAGGUGGGUGGGUGGAUAGGAUAAUAUAAUUGGGUGAUGGGCAUGAAGGAGGGCACUUGAUGUAAUGAGUGCUAGGUGUUACACGUAACUGAUGAAUCACUAAAUUCUGCUCCUGAAACUAGUAAUACAGUAUAUGCUAACUGAAUUUAAAUUAAAAAUAAAAUCCUUUCCUAGUCACCUUUGAAGUAUUCAGUAGAUGUUUGUGGCUAAUGGCUACCUUGUUGGAUGGUGCAGAUACAGAACAUGUAAGUCAUCACAAAAAAUUCUUUUGGACAAUGUCCUUCUUGUCCUCUGAGAGCGAGUAUUCAGAAUUUCAUCAUUAAGUAUGAUGUAGCUGUAGAUGUUUGUAGAUUAUGAUUACAAGUUCUAUUACUAGUUGACAGUAUUUUACAAUGAAGACAUUUUCAUCAUAUGCCUUUUCCACAUCUGUUGAAAUAAUGGUUUUUCUCCCUUAUUCUGUUAAUAUGAUUUAUUGAUUUCUGAAUGCUAACCCCAUCUUGCACUGCACGUCACAUUAUGCUGUUUUUAUACAUGGCUUGAUUCAACUUGCUAAUUUUUUGUUAGGAAUUUUGAUUCUGUUAGAGUUAUUUGCCCGUGAUGUUCAUUUAUUAUGUUUUUGUUUGGUUUGGUCUGCUGGCCUUAUACAGCCAGUUGAGAAGUUUGCACUCAGGAGGAAUUUCUGUGAGGUUAUUUUAUUUAUUCCUUAAAUGAUUGGAAGAAUUUACCUCUGGAGCCACCUAGACUUGGGGUUUUCUUUGAAGGAAGGUUUUAAAUUGUGGAGGUCAGUGUCUUUAACAUUUACAGAAUUAAUUCAGACUUUUAUCUUGUGUCAUUUUCGAGUGCAUUGUUUGAAUAUCUCUUUUACCUAAGUUGUCAGAUACAUUGGUAUAUCUUUACUACUUUCACGUUAUCCUUUUUAACAGCUUUUCUGAACUGUGACUUCAGUAGGGUCUACCCAGUUUACGUGUGUAAGUCAGUGAUUUUUCUGGUAAUUUUAUGUUGUGUUUACCAUCAUUCCAGCUUUAGAAGUUCUGCUUCAUCCGCAGGGGACCUGGUGAUUUUGCAGUCAGUCCCUGUUUCCACCCGCAGUGGAGGCAACCACUGGUUUCCUUACUCUCAUUUCACAUCAGUGGGUUUGUAUAAUGUGGGUCCUUCCGUGUCUGGCUUCUCUCAUCAGCGUAGGGUUUUGAAGUCCAUCCAUAUUUUGGCACAUGUCAGAAAUUCAUUCUUUUUACUAGUGUUCCAUUCUGUGGGUGUUCCCUGUCUUUUUACACGUUCACCACUUGCUGGGCAUCUGGAUUAUAAACACAUCCCGGUGGUUGUAAGUCCUCUCGUGGGGCAAUCGUGUACAUGGUUCAUAUGAAUAUAGGUUUUCCUUUCUCUUGGGAACAUGCCUGAGCGUGUCCUUGCUGCAUUGUCUGGUAAAAUUAUAUUUAACCUUUUUAAGAAACUGCCACAGUCCCGUAGUGUCAGAACCAUGUUAUAUCGUUGUUCAGUUCCAGUUUCUCCACAUCUUUUCCAACACUUGUUAUCGUCUGUCUUGUUGAUUAUCAGCAUGCUGGUGAGUGUCACGUGGUUUCUCAUUGUGGUCUUAAUUUGCUUUUCCUUAAUAAUUAGUGAUGUUGGUCACUGUUUCAUUGCUGCUUAUUAGCCAUUCCUAAGUCUUCUUUGAUAGAAUGUAUUAAAAUAGUCUACCAGUUUUUAUUUUUAUUUCAAAAAAUUUUAAAGUAGGCUCCUCGCCCAACGUGGAGCUUGAAUGCUUGACCCUGAGAUCAGGCAUCAUCUGCUCCACUGUCUGAGCCAGUCAGGCAUGUGCUGCCUACUUUUUAACUGUUUGUUUGUUUGUUUUUUGUAAGAGGUUUUCCUUUAAGUUCUGAGUCUUUUUUGUUGUUGUUGUUUUGUUUUUUAAUCAGAAAUAGGAUUUGCAAAUAAUUUUUCCUGUCUGUGGCUUACCAUUUCAUUUUUCAUUUGUGUGGUUUGAAGUGCAGCAGUGUUAAAUUUUGUGUUGCUCCUUGGAAAGGCAUGUGGAAACCACCACUGUCUGGGUGCUCUCCUGUUGCAGCCCGGCGGGCCUACUGAAGACCCCAGCAGGAGAUGCACAAACAUACCUCAAAGAAUGCAAGAGGAGACGAGCAUGUGUCAUAUUUGCAGGGAUUCUUAACUCUUGCACCGCUGAGUUACCUGCUGGUGCUCUUUGCACUAGUUAACCCUUUCACAGCAGGUCUCUUACCCUGAAGGCGCUUAGGUUUUUUUCAUAAGAGAAAAUGUUCUUAUUUCACAGUUAUUCCUGAUGAAUAUUUAAGUUGGCUACAAAAUCCUUUCCUUUCAGCACUUUUAAAAUGUCCUACUUUCUUCUGGCCUCUAUGCUUCUGAAUAAGAGAUCUGCAGUCAUUUGAAUUGCUUUCCCUGUAAGUGACGUGACUUCUUUCUUUGUAUUCUGUCCCGUUUGAUCAUGGCAUGUUUGGUUGUGGCUUUCUUCAUGUUUAUCCAGGGGGGGUUCACUGAGUUUCCUGAAUCUGCCAACUUAUGCCUUUUGCCACGUUUAGGGAGUGUGUAGCUGUCAUUUGCUUUGUCCGCCACGUUCCUGCUUUUCUCUUCCUGGGACUCCCGGGACAUGCAUUUGGUGUUGUCUGGCAGUGUCCUGAGCCCUGAGUGUCUGAAGCGCAUUUUUAAGUCUUUUUUUCUCUCAUUUGCUCAAAAUGGGUCUUCAGGUUCGCUGGCUCUUAAAGUGUAUGAGGUGCUGUUUAGGUCAGGCUUUGUAUUUUCUGAUGGUAUUCUGGAUUUUUUAGAGUGCGUGUUUUCUGGUCCUCUCAGGAGGCUUUGGGACAGAAUCCAUCAUGACCUAAAAUCCAGAACCCUUUCUGAGACCUAGAUUUGGUUAUGUCACUCCCAUUCCAUGAAAUCAUGGCUAGCUGUUGGCAGCAAGAAAGUGUCUAGCUCAGGGGCGCCUGGGUGGCUCAGUCGGUUGGACAUCUGACUCUUGAUUUCGGCUCAGGUCCUGAUCUCAGGGUUGUGAGAUUGAGCCCCGUGUCAGGCUCUGUGCUCAGUGGGGAGUCGGCUUGAGAUUCUCUCUCUCUCUGCCCAUCCCCCCCCAAGCUCGCUCGCUCUCAAAUCUUUAAUUAAAAAAAGAAAGAAAAACUGUCUAGUUCGUUUAAGUACAGUAGGCCCCACCUCCCAUGUGGCCUUUAAUCGCUGCCUUGCACCCUGUGAUCUUGUCUAACAAACUGUUUGCACCUCCUGAAUGCUAGCAGUUUUGGGGUCUCAUUGGAGCUGUUGGCUCCCAGAAUGUCUUUGCAUCCCCAUUUUUGUGGAAAGCACUGCUAAUUUCCUAAAAUCCAUCUCAAGCUUUACCUCUUGCAAAGAGCCUAAGCUGAUGCUCAAAUUGAUCGUUUUUUUUUUUUUAAAGAUUUUAUUUAUUUAACAGAGAGAGACACAGCGAGAGAGGGAACACAAGCAGGGGGAGUGGGAGAGGGAGAAGCAGGCUUCCCGCCGAGCAGGGAGCCCGAUGCGGGGCUCGAUCCCAGGACCCUGGGAUCAUGACCUGAGCUGAAGGCAGACGCUUAACAACUGAGCCACCCAGGUGCCCCAGAAAACAAAAUCUUUUUUUUUUUUUUAAAGAUUUUAUUUAUUUAUUUGACAGAGAGAGACACAGCGAGAGAGGGACACAAGCAAGGGGAGUGGGAGAGGGAGAAGCAGGCUUCCCGCUGAGCAGGGAGCCCGAUGUGGGACUCGAUCCCAGAACCCUGGGAUCAUGACCCGAGCGGAAGGCAGACGCUCAACAACUGAGCCACCAGGCGCCCCAAACUGAUCGCUUGGACCCACAUUGUGCCCUCCCUUCAUUUCUGCCUCUGCUGUUAUAAUAGCUUAUUUUGUGAAUACGUGUGUGUGUUUGCCGCCCUCUGCAAGGCUGUGCAGCUUUUUAGGGUGUUGUUUUGCUCUCUUUCUUUUGAUACCACUUUUCUGGUGCCAUAGUUGAGGUUCAGUACACAUUUUGUUGGUGGUUCAGAAGAUUUAAAAUUGCCAAUUCCAGUUGUCAGGUAUUGUAUGAAUGGAGGGAUGGAAGAGUGCAUUGUGGCACUUUAUCCCAGAGACAUAAUGCGAAGGAGACCGUCGUCAUUCUCUGCACCUUGGUGUGAUGAGAAUGAUGUGCUCAAGCUCCAGUCCUCCCUUCCCACGUCACACAGUGAUUGUUGCUUCAGAUUCACUGGGACUGUGCUCUUACAGGACACAUUCUCGUUUGAAGAUUUAUCUGUGGACUUCACCCAAAAGGAAUGGCAGCUCCUGGACCCCAGUCAGAAGGACUUGUACAAGGAUGUCAUGUUGGAGAACUACAGUAGCCUCGUGUCUCUGGGGUACGAAGUUACGAAACCUGAUGUCAUCUUCAAGUUGGAGCAAGGAGAAGAGCCGUGGAUCGGAGAUGGAGAAGUUCCAAGUACAGAUCGUCCAGAACAAGUCUUGCAAGUAGAUGGUCACAUGACAUGGCACCAGGAUAACCAAGAGAAGCUUAGAAAUAUGAAACAAGAUCAUGAAUGUGAUACAUUUGGAAAAAAAUUCAAUCUGAGCAUGAACUUUGUUCCUUUAAUGAAAUCAAACAGUGAAGAUGAUGUAGAUGGAUUACUUUUAAAACAUCACUUAGAUUUACUUAUUCCAAAAGCAGAUUAUGAAAAAGUGGAACCACACGGCUUAAGUGUAUUUGAUAAAUUGUUUCUUCAUACUAAGCCUGAGGAAGCUAAUACUUGGUUAAAAUACUAUGACUAUGAUAAAUAUGAUAAAAUUAGCUCUAAGAAGUCACAGAUUAUCAUAUAUCAUAGAACUCGUUUAGGGGAGAAACUCUAUGAAUGCAGUGAAUGUAGGAAACGCUUCAGUAAGAAAGCGAGUCUCAUUAAGCAUCAGAGCAGACAUGUAAGAGAGAUUGCCUUUGGCUGUGGUAAGUGUGGCAAAACCUUUCCCCAGAAGUCACAGUUUAUUACUCAUCACAGAACUCAUACGGGAGAGAAACCUUAUAACUGUGGCCAGUGUGGGAAAGCCUUCUCCCAGAAGUCGCAGCUCACAUCCCAUCAGAGAACACACACAGGAGAGAAACCAUACGAAUGUGGUGAAUGUGGGAAAGCCUUCUCCCGGAAGUCACAUCUCAUCUCACAUUGGAGGACACACACAGGUGAAAAACCCUACGGGUGCAAUGAGUGUGGGAGGGCCUUUAGUGAGAAGUCAAAUCUUAUUAACCAUCAGAGAAUUCAUACAGGAGAGAAACCUUUUGAAUGCAGAGACUGUGGGAAAGCUUUCAGCAGGAAGUCACAGCUUGUUACACAUCACAGGACUCACACAGGAACAAAACCCUAUGGAUGUAGUGAUUGUAGAAAAGCCUUCUUUGAGAAAUCAGAGCUCAUUAGACAUCAGACAAUUCAUACUGGAGAGAAGCCCUACGAAUGCAGUGAAUGUCAGAAAGCCUUCAGAGAGCGGUCGAGUCUCAUUAACCACCAGAGAACUCACACAGGAGAGAAGCCUCAUGUGUGCAUUCAGUGCGGGAAAGCCUUCUCCCAGAAGUCGCAUCUCAUAUCCCAUCAGAUGACACACACAGGAGAGAAACCCUUCGUAUGCAGUAAAUGUGGGAAAGCCUUCAGCAGGAAAUCUCAGCUUGUUAGACAUCAGAGAACUCACACAGGAGAAAAACCCUAUGAAUGCAGUGAGUGUGGGAAGGCUUUCAGUGAAAAAUUGAGCCUUACUAAUCAUCAGAGAAUUCAUACAGGAGAAAAACCCUAUGUGUGCAGCGAGUGUGGGAAGGCCUUUUGUCAGAAGUCACAUCUCAUAUCCCAUCAGAGGACUCACACAGGAGAGAAACCCUAUGAAUGCACUGAAUGUGGGAAAGCCUUUGGUGAGAAGUCAAGUCUUGCAACUCACCAGAGAACUCAUACAGGAGAAAAACCAUACGGUUGUAGGGAUUGUGAAAAAGCCUUUUCUCAGAAGUCACAGCUGAAUACUCACCAGAGAAUCCACACAGGAGAGAAACCCUACGAAUGCAGUCUUUGUAGGAAGGCUUUCUUUGAGAAAUCAGAGCUAAUUAGACAUCAAAGAACUCAUACAGGAGAAAAGCCAUACGAAUGCAGCGAGUGUGGGAAAGCCUUCAGGGAGAAGUCCAGCCUCAUCAAUCAUCAGAGAACACACACAGGCGAGAAACCCUUCGAGUGCAGUGUGUGUGGCAAAGCCUUUUCUCGGAAAUCACACCUCAUACCACAUCAGAGGACACACACUGGGGAGAAGCCCUAUGGCUGCAGCGAAUGUAGGAAGGCCUUUUCUCAGAAGUCACAGCUUGUUAAUCACCAGAGAAUUCACACAGGAGAGAAGCCCUACCAAUGCCACGAAUGUGGGAAAGCCUUCUCCCAAAAGUCACAGCUCAUUAAUCACCAGAGAACUCAUACAGUGAAGAAAUCUUAGGAGUGGAGUUAAUACUAGCCUUUGGCCAAGAUCUCACCUGUUUGUACUCAGAAAACACAGGGUAAACCUUUCAGAUAAAUAGUUGCAUCACAUUGUAUGUCUGUCUGGGUAAUCUUUUAGGGUAGGAGCUCUGAGGUUAUGCGGGGAGAGCUUUCAGCAGGUUAACCUGUUCAAGUAAGAACCCUGAGACUAGAAUGAGCCUGUGGGAUGCAGUGGAUUUCAGAACCCUGUCAGACAUAAAGUGGGAAAUGAAAAGCAACCAGGAGUACAGUAAGCAUCAGAAAGCCUUGCAGAGGUCACACCUCAUUUGCUGGUGGAAAUAUCCCCACUGGGGUAAACCCUAGUCCAGUAAAUGAGGAAAAAUCCCAUGAAUGCAGCAAGUAAUGUCGUAUUUUCGUCAAGAAGUCACAGCUCGUUGUGCAUUAAGGAAAUACUCUCAGGAAUGAGGCUCAGUGAAAAUGCUAAAUAUGGGACAAUCUUCAGCAGGUAAUCCAACUGUAUUGUAUUUUGGGGGAAUUCAUAUUGUGGGUAAAACUAACAAUUUAAAGACCUUGGAAACAUGUGCCCCUAGAAAUAAGGCUAUAAAGGGAAGCCAUACAUUUUUUUAUAGACGGGGUUAUCAAAAAUGCCCAAUUCUAAUGGUUGAUAUGUUCACUCUGAAGAAUGAAGUUUUAAAAAUAUGUGAAUAAAUUGAGUCAUUGAAACAUCAAAAUAAGACAUUUCUCAGUGGUAUUUAUGGCUUAUUUUCCUGUGUCACACAGUGUGUCAUGUUUUGGAAUCACAUAUGCUAAUGUAAUUGCAAGCAUGAAGUGCACGUACCAUACCUGGUGGUGCCUCCGACAUCAGGACACACCAUGUGCUGCUGGUUUUUCUGUUUCAGUGAUACAGUAAAAACAGCAGCUGAUACAGCACCUCUUAUUGCGAAAGACGCAGCUUAAGUGACAGCACCACAUCCUUUUUCCUUACGGCUUGUUGGCAUAUAGAAGGGGUCUGUUGUUGCUGACCUUCUUACAAAAGCCAACAUUCUGCAACCUGAGAGAAACAAUUUAAAUAGAACCUGGUUGAUAAUUUUCAAAGGCAGGAACCACAGCCCAGCAGUAGUGACUCAUGAGAGGACAAAAGAAAGCAGGUGUGUGAACUCUGUCACUCAGCACUCAGGCUAAAUGGCCGUCGUGCCGUGCAAGGUCUUGUUCCCAUUCAGCUUGGCGCCUUUGGCUUAAGUAGACAUACUUCACGUACAAUGCAUGUAUGUUACUUCACUCUGAUGAAAUACCACGAUGCUGUGUGCUAUUAUGUUUUUGGUGUUUCUUAGAAUAUCUUGUAAAAAAACUAGAUGGAGAAGCCAAUUUAAGAGUCACUGUUCAGAAAACGUAAAAUACAGAUUUUUGUGGUGAGAAAUAUAUUUUUGGUGUAUUCAAGGAAGCCUGUUUUGCCUUCCUGCGAAUUUCUGUGACUACUGGAUAGGUGUUAGGAAUUAGGAUUUUCAUUGUUGCAUCAUUUGAAAUAUAUGUGUUUCACCUUUUGUCACCCGUUGCAUCUUCUACAUAGAGACUCCGCUGUGAACCUUUCAUGAUAAGCAGGGUUUACGUUGGCAGUGCAUGAACCACCCCUUAGGUAGAACUUUGCAGUGAUCUUUACAAUGUUGCUUGACAAAGUAAACAGUAUUCUGUGUAUGAUGGUGAAAUUCAGAAAAGUCCAGCGCUUACCUUGUUACCAGACUUGGAAAAAUCACGACUUCUCUCAAACACAAGUUGCUUUUAUCAGUAUGGUGUAUUGCAGCUUUGAUUCUAGCAGUAUUUUUUUCCCCUUAGUUACCAAUUUUAACAUCAUUGUUGAAAAAUUGGGACUUAGAGAGUAAUUUUCUAAACCACUGCACCAGGUUAAAAGUAUCUGAGUUCCCAAAUUUGUAUUCAUAUUCAAAUGUAUGGACUUCCUACUCUUCUCCUAAUACCUGAACAUGAUUUUUAUCAACUUCAUUUCUAAGAGAAUAGUGACAGGGUGAUUCUUCGUAGAUUUUCCUAUUUUUAAAUUUUCAUCUAUUAUGGUUCUCUUUGCUAGUCCCAGAGAUUGAUUCAUUAGUUCUUGGAUUGAGUUUGGAGUCUGUUGUCUAAAAGUGACCUAAUUUUGCUGACUUCAAUUCUAGAUUAUUCCAUUUACUAUUAAGUAGUUAAACCCAGUGCUUUCCUCACUAACUAAUAGAACUUCGGCACUAGCCCAUUGGUCUAAUACCCAAGAGCAGGUUUUUUUUGAGUGCCAGGUAGCAGUCAUUGGGAGGGCUAAAUGCUGGCCGCAGAGGUCUCGUUUAUCAGAAUACCUUACGUGGAGGCCCAGCUAUGUUGU
This is a messenger RNA of Mirounga angustirostris (Northern elephant seal), 9445 nucleotides long. RefSeq names its product zinc finger protein 26. Gene Ontology annotation, biological process: regulation of transcription by RNA polymerase II. The transcript is spliced from 3 exons. The record is from RefSeq and is a predicted model, not a curated record. The coding region runs from base 4718 to 7105 and encodes 795 amino acids. Gene Ontology annotation, cellular component: nucleus. Gene Ontology annotation, molecular function: RNA polymerase II cis-regulatory region sequence-specific DNA binding; DNA-binding transcription activator activity, RNA polymerase II-specific. NCBI's taxonomy places the organism in Eukaryota, Metazoa, Chordata, Mammalia, Carnivora, Phocidae.